AUGACGGAAACUCGUUCAGUAUGUGUAUACUGUGGUUCUAGCUUCGGUAACAAGGAAAAGUAUGCUGGUCAUGCUGAGGCCCUUGGUAAACUAUUCCACCAAUUGGGAUGGAAGUUGGUCUACGGUGGAGGCACCACGGGUCUCAUGGGUCAAAUUGCAAGUGCAACAAUGGGACCUGAACUAGAUGGUAAAGUCCUUGGUGUUAUUCCUGAUGCAUUAGUGGUUAGAGAAAGAGAUUCAAACACUGAAGAUUUUAACGAAAAGAUCAAAGAAAAUGUUGAUAACCACAAGGGCUCAACGCCACUUUCUUCAGCUUAUGGUGAGACUAUAGUGGUUCCCGAUAUGCAUACAAGGAAGAGAAUGAUGGCCAGAGAAAGCAAUGCGUUUGUUGCUAUGCCAGGUGGGUAUGGUACGUUGGAAGAAGUUAUGGAAUGUAUAACGUGGUCGCAAUUGGGGAUCCAUGCAUACCCAGUAGUUCUUUACAAUAUCGAUGGAUUCUUUGACCUUUUAUUGAAACACAUUGAACAUUCCAUUGAGGAAGGAUUCAUCAGUAAGAAGAAUGGUGAAAUUGUUCAAGUUGCUACUACACCAGAGGAAGUGGUCGAAAAAAUCGCCAACUACGUGGUUCCUGAAGGUAGAUUCAGUUUGCAAUGGAAGGAUGAGGGAGAGCAUGGUAAAUAG
Molecule: messenger RNA, 681 nt
Organism: Zygosaccharomyces rouxii
Lineage: Eukaryota; Fungi; Ascomycota; Saccharomycetes; Saccharomycetales; Saccharomycetaceae
Gene: LOG1
Product: Log1p
Exons: 1
Coding region: 1-681 (226 amino acids)
Biological process (GO): cytokinin biosynthetic process
Cellular component (GO): cytosol
Molecular function (GO): hydrolase activity, hydrolyzing N-glycosyl compounds
Source: RefSeq, a predicted model, not a curated record